Messenger RNA from Sungouiella intermedia, 2952 nucleotides. The record is from the annotation of a GenBank genome assembly. NCBI's taxonomy places the organism in Eukaryota, Fungi, Ascomycota, Pichiomycetes, Serinales, Metschnikowiaceae.
AUGAUGCCGCCAAAUCGAAACUUCCAGCCGGCGAGCUCAUCUCCGUUGGCGAUGGCACUCAAGCCACUGGCGCCGCAAAAGGCCCCUGAAGGCGUCGCUCUGCUCGAGCCGGUGCCACUGUCGCCAUCGCCUGUCCUGGAAGAAUCUGACGAGUUUUCCAUCAACUAUAACGAGGCUCCUGUCGACGAGGACGACUAUGACGAGCUACAUGGCUCCAAGGCUGUCCCAUCAACUCUCUUGAAUAAGCUUGCAACAUUUCCAUUGUUUAAAGACGCCCCCAAGUCCUUCCAUGCGAAGGUAGCUGCCAAGUUGAAACUCGUCCAAUACCAUCCACAAGAAUACAUCAUCAAAGAAGGAGACUCGGCUCUAUCCAUGUACUGGAUCCUAAAGGGAACGGUAAGCGUCACCUCCACUGAUGGCGAAUCCGUUUAUGCCGAGUUAGCUCCAGGUGCAUUCUUCGGAGAAAUCGGCAUUCUAUUCAACAGACCUAGAACAGCCACCGUAGUGGCUCGCCUGCGUGUGUUGGUGGGCGUGCUUACCGCAGAUGCCCUUAACAUCGUGCUUCGUCUGUAUCCGCUCAUAGAGCGUAGAAUUCGAGAUGAAGCCCAGGAAAGAUUGGCCAUGCAAGAAAAGAAAAAUAGGGCCGAAAUCCCAAUCUUGAAGCCAAGCAAGUCGCCGGUACCCAGCAUGCAACCACUCCUCCACGCCCUGCGUGCUCCAUUAACGCCUACGUCUCAAGUUCCGCUGCCUUUAUCUCAAUUAGUGCAUGCUUCCCAAAAAUCCAGCACUCUGGCUGUGCUGAUGACCCUGGCAGACAACGUGGACCAGACUGUGUCCAUCCAGGAAUUUAUCAAGUCUGUUCCCAUGUUCAGCAACCUCCCCUCGCAUAUUAUCCAUAGACUAGCAUUGGGUGUCGAGCCAAUUAACUACAAACCCUUUGAGUAUAUUUUCCAUAAGGGCGAUAUCGGCACUGGUAUUUAUUUCGUCACCCACGGCGAGGUUGAGGUUGUGGACUACUCAGGUCCUACAAAUAAUAUUGAAAAGGUAUUGGCUCGUCUCAAAUGUGGCUCUUAUUUUGGUGAAAUGUCUUUCUUGGACAGCAUCAAUGGAAAGUCCAUGGAGAGAAGUGCAAGUAUCCGUUCUGUGACCUCCGUCGAGCUAAUCGUGAUCCACAAUGACCAGCUUGAAACUGUCUGUCUCCAAUACCCAAACGUGGCCGAUGAGAUUCUUCGAACGGCCAAUGAAAGAAAGAAUUCGAACCAGUCCGCUCAACGAUCUGAGCCUUCUCAUUUCCCACUCAAUUACUCCAUGCAUGGCUUAGAACCCAGAAAUAUUCCAUCCCCCUCCCGUUCGCCGUUGCUGGCCACUGAACAGGCCGAAUCGACCAUUUCAGAUAAGCCCCAACCAAUGCCAGUCAUUGCUCCACAGCCUGUUUUGUUCAAUCCAAAAUGGUCCUUCGGUGGCUUUGACUCGCUGUCCCAAGUCAGAGAAAGGAAUACAAGUCCGUCUUCCAUCACCUCCUCGAAGGAAAGCGAUCUUCUCUCCAGCAACACUUCAAUAACUUCUAGGGGUGAUGAUUUCAACAGCAACUACCGCAAGAGAAAGUCCAUGUGUGCUUCUCCAUCUCCAGUUCUCCCAACGGGCCCGUUGGACUUUUCUGUGCCACCCAUGAAUAGUAUUGUCCCACUUAAUGUUUUCCAGCCUCCUCUUUCCAAGUCUCAGUCGUUUCAGUACAUGCCUCACAACAAGAGAAUUAAACUAGCAGCAUUGGCAGGAAGAAGACGUUCAUCGGUGUUGAUCAGUACUGGAUCGAUUCCUGAUAAGAUUCUCUUGAAAGUCUUUGAAUACCUUUCACUUCCGGAGCUUAUGAAGCUUAGAAUCGUGAGCAGACGUUGGAGACAAUUGUUGUACAUUGCUCCAAAUCUUUUCCAGACUCUAGACUUAACUCCGUGGAAUACUAGUGUUAAUGAUGCUGCUCUCAUUUCUAUUACCGACCUUGUGGGGUCGAGGCCGCAAUAUAUUGACAUUUCGAACUGUUUCCACAUUACUGAUGAAGGUUUCAGUUACAUGGUCAACGAGAUUGGUAUGUCUGGAAACAUCAAGACUUUGAAGAUGAAAUCCAUUUGGGAAUUGAGUGCCAUGGCAAUCAUGGACUUGACUUCUCCUUCUGUUGGAAAACAUCUCGAGGAAGUGGACCUUUCCAACUGCCGCAAAGUUAAAGAUAAUGUUGUUGAGCGGCUUAUUGGAUGGACUAACGAGGGACUGCAAAAUGGAUUCCAGCUCUCCAACACAGAUCCCACUUACCACAAUGUCACAGGUUCUAAGAACUUAAAGAUCUUGAAUUUGGGUUACUGCAAACAUUUAACAGAUAAUGUGAUGUAUCACAUUUCUUUACACGCCAACGAGAGAUUGGAAAGUUUAGACUUGACUCGUUGCACUACAAUCACAGACACUGGUUUCCAGUAUUGGACGUACAGAAAUUUUCCCAACUUGAAGAAGUUGUCAUUAAAAGACUGCACUUUCUUGUCAGAUAAGGCCAUCAUUUCGCUUGCAAAUGCUGCACCCAACUUGGAGAUUCUCGAUUUGAAUUUCUGUUGCGCUCUCCUGGACAUUGCUAUUGAGGUUUUGUGUUUAGGAUGUCAGAAAUUGCGUGAAUUGGAUUUGUCAUUCUGUGGCUCUGCUGUUAGUGACUCGUCAUUAGUGGCCAUUUCGUUGCACAUGAUCAACUUGGAAAAGUUGGUUGUAAAAGGAUGUGUGCGUGUUACAAGAGCAGGUGUUGAUGCACUAUUAAGUGGGUACUCUCCUUUGAACUACAUCAACAUCAGCCAGUGUCGCAACGCACACAUGUACCCGGGAAAUAUUCCAGCUCAAAAGUUUCAAAUCAAUCCAGCUACAAAAUCUGCAUUCAUUUCAGCUGGGCCGACACAAAAGAUCAUUGAGAUUGUACUUUAG